This is a messenger RNA of Hypoxylon trugodes, 2966 nucleotides long. RefSeq lists its product as uncharacterized. Gene Ontology annotation, cellular component: nuclear body. The coding region runs from base 273 to 2915 and encodes 880 amino acids. Lineage: Eukaryota; Fungi; Ascomycota; Sordariomycetes; Xylariales; Hypoxylaceae. Gene Ontology annotation, biological process: mRNA processing; primary miRNA processing. The transcript has 3 exons. The record is from RefSeq and is a predicted model, not a curated record.
CAUACCUUCUAUUCUUCUCUCAUUGCUCCCCCCAAACAUUGUCAAAAUGGUUUCUCUAACAGCAAUCGCCGCGUCAAACAAUAGGCAACGGAUCUAUUCGCAAGCAAUCGGGGUCGCAUAACGGGCGACAAUCUGCCACUUGCCGAAAGCCUACAUAUACGCUGUUCACGAUCACAUUGCUAUUAAAGGCAACAGAUACACCGCCAAAUAGCCCCAAGCCGAACCAAAUACCAAAAAUACCGAUGCGCGCCGUACUAUUUUAAUCAAGCAAGAUGGACUCGUAUUCGUACCGCGACAGCUCCGCGCGUUCACCUCCUGAGCGUGGUUGGAGCAGCCGUGACGACCGGGGGAAAGAUGAAGCCCGCGAUAGCUUCUAUCGUGGUCGUUCGCCUGGCCAUGACCGUAACCGUCGCAACCGAUCACGCUCACCAUUGCCAGUUGACCGUUACGAACCUAGGGCUCGUGGCAGCAGGGAUGAUUAUGCCGGCACGCGCGAUCGAGAAGAACGACGUCGUAUCAAUUCACCCCCAGCAAAUAUCGAUCGAUAUGUCCCUGGUCAAACUGCCGCCCAGCCACCUCAGCCAACUGUUAACCCAUUGACUGAUCCUGUCAAACUGCCUUUCCAGGUAGGAUUUUCCUAUUUUGGUGAGUGGUGGAGAGCAAAUGAGAAAAUUAAGGAAGAAAAAGAACGUGCUCGUACAGGUAGAAGGCGCGAGCCUGAACGCCCUCGUGGCCGUGAGACUCAAGAGGAUCGAGACAAGGAAAAGGCAAAAAUCCAGGCUGCAUACGAUGCGUAUAAAGAAGAACUCCAAGCAAAGAUGGCUAGAACUUUCGUUGCCGAACACAAGAAAGAACAAUGGUUCCGUGAACGUUAUGUCCCUGAGGUUCGAGAUACGCUUCGAAGGCAAAUCAACGAAUUCCGCCGUGGCGCGUACAGCCAGUGGGAACAGGAUCUAGAGUCAGGCACCUUCGAUGAAUUCUCUUUAGAAGGCAUUCCGAAGAGCGAGAGCAAUGGAGCUGGUGGAGUUGUUGAGAAGGAAGAAGGUGAGGCCACAGCGGCGAACGAAGUCCUCGGAGUUGGUGACUUGGUUCCUGCGAACGGUAGUGAUCUCCGAGACGAAAACUUGUAUCAGCCUACUCUUCUGAUCAAAACCAUUGCUCCUCACGUCAGCCGUCAAAAUUUGGAGUCAUUCUGUAAAGAGCACCUUGGAGAGGAAGAAGGCGGGUUCAAAUGGCUAUCCCUCAGUGACCCAAAUCCUAGUAAGAGAUAUCACCGUAUGGGAUGGGUUAUGUUGCAUCCUUCAUCUGAAACGGCAGCGCCUAUCGAACGUGCCGAUCCAAAGGAUGAGGAUGACGGCAUGGACACUAAAGUUGAGUCGCCUGUAGCUACAUCCACCGCUGAUAAAGCUCUUGAGGCAAUCAACGGAAAGACUGUGAAGGAUGAAGUUCGGGGUGACUUCGUAUGCCAUGUUGGUGUCCACAAUCCACCCUCCAACCCUCGCAAAAAGGCGUUGUGGGAUUUAUUUUCUGCUCCGGAGAGGAUUGAGAAAGAUCUUACCCUUGCCCAACGACUCGUCAACAAGUUCGAGGAAGACUUUGGCUCAGAUUUUAAUGCCACUCUUAAGAUUGAGGAAAGAGUAGAAACUCUACGUAGCGCCGGAAGUCUACAACCAGCCAUCCCCGUAGCGACAGCUAAGAAGGUCAAGAAGGAACGUAACCUUGACUUCGAUGAUGCAAUGGAUGAGGGAGAAGAAGGCGAAAUGGGCGAGUCCGACGAGGAGGGAGCCGUAGACGAUGAAGUCGACGAUGAAGAUCUUCUAGUGAAGAAGAAACAACUCGAUCUUAUGAUCGAGUAUCUUCGUCGAGUCUUCAAUUUCUGCUUCUUCUGUGUUUUCGAGAGCGACUCUAUUCACGAGUUAACUAGGAAGUGUCCCGGCGGCCAUCUUCGUCGACCUCGAAGCACUCUCUCGUCAUCGGCUAAGAACGUUGCUCGAGCCAGUGCUAGUGGAGACCCAUUCCCUUCAAAGAAGCCCAAGGAAGCCAAGGAAGAAGAAGAAGGUGAAGCACCUGAGCCAGAUCGCAAGUUCCGCAAUGUCUCUAAAUCCGAGCAACAACUUGAACGUGCUUAUAAGUGGGUAAAGACAUUCGAGGACAAGAUCACACAAAUCCUCGAGCCCGAAACAGUAGAUAUCCGAAAGUUGGGCGGCAAGCCGACUGAAGAUGCCCUAAACGAUGAACUAUCCAAGUUCGUCAAGCAAGAAGAUGAGCAUAAGUGGAGAUGUAAGGUUCCCGAGUGUACAAAGCUCUUCAAGGAAGAUCACUUCUGGAAGAAGCACGUUGAAAAGCGCCACACUGAGUGGCUAGACACUAUGAAGCAAGAGUUUGAUCUCAUCAAUGCCUACGUGCUGGACCCUGCUCACAUAGCGCCAUCGAGAACGGAUGCCAAUAGCAAUGGUCAUUUCCCGCCUUCGAACGGUCAGACACAGCAGGGUACUCCCCGAGGUUUCAACCUACAGAAUUUUACCAUGAAUAAUAUGGUUCCGCCAUUCCCCGGCUUCCCUGGAGCUCUUCCUCAACUACCACUAUUCGCCGGCAACCACGCUGGUGGCGUGCAAGCGGCUGGAUGGAGCGCGGGAGGUGAAGAGCGUGGCACCGGCCCGGUCCGUCGCGGUGGUGCUAAUGCUGGUAGAUUCCAAAACCGUACUGGUCCGUACGAUCGCCGCCAACAACAGGGACGUUGGGGCCAGGACGGCCAGGGCGCAGGCCGAGGAAGAGGUGGUGCUGGUCGAUGGGGUGACGGCGCCGCUGGUGGAGCGGCGGUUGGUCCUCGUGAGGCCGUUCAAGGCCGUAGUCUAAAGAGUUACGAGGAUCUCGACCACGUUGCAGGCGGUGGAGGUGGUGAACUCAACUACUAAGCUUCCCGCAACAAUUGCAACUGGGCUGAAAAUUUAAAAACGCAUCUAAUC